Messenger RNA from Sesamum indicum (sesame), 2195 nucleotides. RefSeq lists its product as uncharacterized. The record is from RefSeq and is a predicted model, not a curated record. Lineage: Eukaryota; Viridiplantae; Streptophyta; Magnoliopsida; Lamiales; Pedaliaceae. Gene Ontology annotation, biological process: protein transport.
AAAGGAAGGAAACUGGCAGCUCAUACGCGUCGCAUCCGCUUAACGUGGAGCAGGUGUACAUUCUGUACGUACAUAUAAACGCGCAUGGUUGAUGGAUCAUAAUCUAAAAUAAUUUACAAUCUGGGAGCUGCGAUUUUGCCGUGGCGAUGCUUGAUUCUUUCUUUAACAAAGGCUUCAAAGCUGCCAAAUGUAAAACUUUGCUGAAACUUACAAUUCCUCGAAUAAAGUUACUGAGGAAUCGAAGAGACAUUCAGAUGAAGAAUAUGCGUCGAGAAAUCGCCAAGCUGCUUGAGACUGGUCAAGAAGCCACCGCUCGGAUUCGGGUAGAGCAUAUUAUAAGAGAAGAGAAGAUGACGGCUGCACAAGAAAUAGUUGAGCUUUUCUGUGAGCUCAUUACCGUUCGCCUACCGAUUAUUGAAGCACAAAGGGAGUGCCCUCUGGACUUGAAGGAAGCAAUUUCGAGCUUAUGCUUUGCUGCACCAAGGUGUGCUGAUCUGCCAGAGUUGCUACAGGUGCAAAUGAUGUUUGCUGGUAAAUACAGUAAAGAAUUCGUAUCUGCUGCGACUGAACUUAGGCCGGAAUGUGGUGUCAAUCGGCAGUUGGUCGAGCUUUUAUCUGUUCGAGCUCCUGCACCUGAUGUUAAACUGAAGCUGCUAAAGGAAAUUGCUGAAGAGCAUGAGCUUGAUUGGGAUCCAAGUGCUUCUGAGGGUGAAUUAUUGAAGCCACACGAAGACUUACUGAAUGGACCGACACAGUUUGUCAGUGGUUCCAAAUUUCCCCUUCCCAAAGAGAAGAAUGAUGAGACAAAGUCAACUGCUCCAGAACCUGCUUCUCUAGAACAUAGUGAUUCUGAUGAAGACUUUGAGAUUAUAGAUUUUCCAGAAGUUCCUAAGCAGCCAUUAGUGUCAAAUAAAGACACAGUCUCAGUACCGGAGAUGCUCCCAUUUCCUGUCUCUGCACUUUCUGAGGUUGAUGAUCAAGAAGAACAUAAUCCUUCUGUAGGUAGUGAGAAUCUUCCAUACUUGGAGGCAAGACUUCCAUUGCCAGAGAAGUCAGUUAUAAAAGAAGAUGCAUCUCAUAAAAUCUCACCAGGUCAAAUGGAAAAUAAAAAGUUUGUGCCAUUCAUAUGUCCUCCAUCAGAGUUGUCUGCAUCAUUUCCUGUAAAAGAAUUCAAUUCACAUCCCUCAAAGACGAAAUAUGAUAAUGAAGAUUUACAGGAUAUACUGGCUGCUGCUCAUGAAGCUAGUGAAACAGCAGAACGUGCGGCAGCAGCUGCACGGUCAGCAGCUAGCAUUGCUCAACUUCGAAUUAGUGAGCUUGUCAAGAAAAAGGAUGAUGAAGUCUCAGAAUUCACUAUGGAGAAUCCAUUUUACCUUGACAAAGCUCAGACAGAUCCAGAAGGCAAGGCUGAAUUAGAUUUACAGAAACCGUUUGACAGUCCCUUGACAUCUCCAACUGAGAAUAACUUCUUUGAAAACUACAUGGCUCAUCAACCAGCAGCUCAUACCUCAUAUGAUGAUUUAAAAUGGGACUUUGAUUCCUCUCCUCACAGCAACAAUUUUCUCAGCCAUGGUAGUCUUCAGAAACCUCAGAUAUCACCUUCAUUGGAUGAUGAUACAUAUUUCUCAUACCCAAACUUAUUCACAUCGCAAGGCUCAAACGUAAGUUCUCCCAGUCAUUUACAGACUACAAGUAAGCAAUAAGUCUAUUAAUUGUAUGAUUUUUACUUUUUCAAACAUCUCGUUUCUCUUCAUUGGCCUUUUCAAGGUGAUCAAGGUUUUCUACCCAGUUUACACGUUUGAACUAAAGCUGCUGUAAAUUGGAAUUUUGUUAGUUCAUAUGGUUUAUGCUGAGAGGUGAAGACUAUCUCCUAUGUUUUUAGUAGAGCAGUUAUUUCUAUGAUGACACUGUAUCAGCAAUGUCACGAGUUAUGGAGAAUGUUCUACGUUCAAAAUGUUAGAUGUGAAUAUAUGUAUCUCACACGUAUAUAUGCACUUUUGUGGACAAUACUCUUUAGUAGGAAGGUAGGAUGCUGAAAUUCUUGGAUUUUUGAAGACGGAAAUAACAGUGUGAACUCACUGGCAUUGCACAUAAGCAAAGCACAACGACAUUGUUGUUUCCACUAGAGUGCUGCUGUGAUGUCUCUGAUAUGACAUUGGAAAUAAGACUAGGAAUGACAGCGUGUUGGGUUUGAA